AUGGAUCAACCUUCAGCGGCCGAAAAGGCUCCACAGGAGGCAGACGCCAGUUACACGGAUGUGACCUCUGACCCCGGCGCCCCAACCCCGCUCCACCGGCCGGGUGGCGGGGGAGCCCGCCGCCACCACCGGUCCCGUCACCACGGCGUGUCCUAUCACACCGAGGCGCCCCAUCGCCGUGGUGAAUCUCACCUCGGCAGCGAACUCCAAGACUCCCCUGAGCGCACCGUCUCCCGCCAUUCGCAACGCCGCCGCAGCCACCGCCACUCCCUGCGUCGCGGCGGAGCCCAGGGCUCCACACCCCCUGCCACGGCUGCUUCCCGCGACACUGUCCUCUCCCAGCACUCCCCCGCGGAGGACUUCUUGGAUGACGAGCGUCAGCAGAGCCGCGGGAGGCUCAACAGUAUACCCAACGACCCCGCCAGGGGGCCCCGCCGCCACAGUGGGCUCCCUCCGGAAGGCGAGCCUAACUCCCAUAAAGAGGUCUACCAUGACAGCGAGGCCUCCGACCACGGGGGGCCCCAGAACCACGACGCUUCCGACCAGGGCAGGCGCCGCCAUCAUCAAGCCCACCACCACAGAAGGCCUCUUCAUCCUGGAGAGACCCAUCCCCACCCUGCCUACGGGGCAUCCUCCCAGCAAGCCAUACCUCGCUACUCCAGCGAGCACCGCCGCGGCCACCGCGGCCACCACGGCGAGCACCGCCACAGAGAGCAGCAGCAGGGCGAACUGCUCCCCCACGGCAUCCCCAGCAAGCACUACGAGGCGUACCGCCAGGCCGGAGCCCCGGGCUUUGGCUCGCACAGGUCCCGCAGCGCGAUCCGGAUCGGCCCCGCCCGGUCUUCCUCCGCAGCCCUCCCACUCGGCGGCGUGGCGAGCCCACAGAGCUUGACUCCACCCCAGGGUGCAGUGCACCCGCAUGCCGCCAAGGGCUUCGGCAAAGUCCAUCCUCAGGAUUCCUUCUCUAAAACCUCAGGAAGCUGGGCUGAAGAUGAGCAACUGCAGAAGCGCAAAAUUACAGCCACCAGGGUCCAGCGGGCUCACAAGAAGCUGCACACUUGGUUGUGGGAAAAAUUCAACAACCUCUUUCAAGGCCUGCGGAAAAUGCUCAGGACCCUGACUGACUCCCUGGUCUUCGACGCCUUCAUCUUCCUCGUCGUCUGCCUCAACACCAUCAUGCUGGUGGCCCAGACCUUCGCUGAAGUCGAGAUCCGGGGUGAGUGGUGCUUCAUGGCCUUUGACUCCAUCUUCCUCUCCAUCUACGUGGUGGAAGCUGUGCUCAAGAUCAUUGCUCUGGGCCUCAACUAUUUUUAUGACGUCUGGAACAACCUAGACUUCGUCAUCAUGGUCAUGGCCGUGCUGGACUUCUCGCUCAUGCAGUUCAACUCCCGCUCCUUCAAGCGCACCAUCUACAACCAAAGCGUCUUCCGGAUCUUCAAGGUCUUCAAGAGCCUGCGGGCCCUGAGGGCCGUUCGGGUCCUGCGGAGGCUCAGCUUCCUGACCAGCCUCCAGGAAGUGACCGGGACCCUGGUGCGGUCCUUGCCGUCCAUCGCCGCCAUCCUUGUCCUCAUGUUUACCUGUCUCUUCCUCUUCUCCGUGGUGCUCCGGGCGAUGUUCCGCCAAUCAGACCCCAAGCGUUUCCAGAACAUCCUCACCACCAUCUUCACCCUCUUCACCCUGCUCACUCUGGACGACUGGUCCCAAAUCUACCUGGACAGCAAGGCCCACGGCGCCUGGCACAUCAUCCCCAUCCUCAUGAUUUACAUCAUCAUCCAGUACUUCAUCUUCCUCAACCUCGUGAUUGCCGUCCUGGUGGACAACUUCCAGAUGGCACUGCUCAAGGGCCUGGAGAAAGUGAAGCAGGAGAGGGCCGCCAAGUUCCACGAGCCGCUGCUGUGUGAGUCGCUGACGGAGCUCGCCGAUGCAGAGCCUGAAGAGGUGAUGAGUGAGCACGCCAGACAGAAGCGCCUCCUGGAGAAGAAGUUUGGGACCAUGACCGAGAAGCAGCAGGAGCUCCUGUUCCACUUCCUGCAGCUGGCCGCGGGGGUGGAGCACUACCAGCAGAAGUUCCGCUCCCAGGCGUCGGUCAUCGACGAGAUCGUGGACACCGCGUUUGAGGCUGGAGAAGAGGACUUCGGGAAGUGAUCCCUGGACGGACACGGCGGGUACAGACCUCGGGCCCCUGGCGCGCUGCCCACCGGGGCGGUCGGGACAGGUCCCCAGACACGCUGGAGCGAUUGUCGAGGCUGCGGGGCCGGACCCCAACAGAGUGUUGAAAGCCCAGCGGGCCCCGUGUCUUCACUGGCUGGGCCGGCGCGGGCAGGGGAACGUGUG
Molecule: messenger RNA, 2334 nt
Organism: Phyllostomus discolor (pale spear-nosed bat)
Lineage: Eukaryota; Metazoa; Chordata; Mammalia; Chiroptera; Phyllostomidae
Gene: CATSPER1
Product: cation channel sperm associated 1
Exons: 12
Coding region: 1-2145 (714 amino acids)
Biological process (GO): regulation of cilium beat frequency involved in ciliary motility; calcium ion transport; spermatogenesis
Cellular component (GO): membrane; CatSper complex
Molecular function (GO): calcium-activated cation channel activity; voltage-gated calcium channel activity
Source: RefSeq, a predicted model, not a curated record